AUGGAUUUACCAAGUAUAAAGACUUCAUUUGUUGAAGUAACUAACAAAUUACCCAGAAAACCACCAUGUAAAAUAUACUUUAAAAAUGAAUUUGAACAACCAUCUGGAAGUUUCAAAUUAAGAGGUAUGGGUUAUUUAAUUUAUAAAUCAGUUGAAAAGGCUAGAGCUCAAGGUAAAUCAAACAUUGAAGUAUUUUGCUCAUCUGGUGGUAAUGCUGGUUUAGCUGCUGCUUAUGCUUCCGCAUAUUAUAAUCUAAAAUGUACUGUUGUUUUACCAAUUGUUUCAAAGAAAAAUGUAAUUGAAAAAUUAGAAUUUAUGGGUGCUAAAGUUAUAAUAUAUGGUAAACAUUGGGGAGAGGCUGAUAAUCACUUAAAAGAAUUGAUUAAAAAUUUAGACAACUCAAUUUACCCAGUUUAUGCACAUCCAUUUGAUGAUGAAUUAAUAUGGCAAGGUCAUUCUCAAAUCUUGACUGAAAUUAUAAAUGAAAAACAAUUGGACAGUUUUGAUGAUGUUAAAGGUGUAGUUUGUUCGGUUGGUGGUGGUGGAUUAUAUAAUGGUAUGAUUCAAGGUUUAAAUGAUUUAAAUUCAAAGGCUAAGGUUUUGGCAAUUGAAACUUUGCAAACUCCAACUUUCCAUGAAACUAUAAAAGUUGGUAAGAUUAUACAUUUAGAGAAAAUUGAAACUUUAUCAAAUUCAUUAGGAUCUCCAUAUAUGAGUAAGAAAUCAUUUGAAAAUUAUAAUCUAGGAAACACAAAAAUUGAAGUUUUAGAUGAUCUAGAUGGUGUUCAAGGUACAUUAGAUUUACACGAUUUAUUUGGUUAUAAAGUUGAACCAGCCUGUGGUGUUUCAGUAGCUACAGUAUUACAUAGAUUGGAUAUUAUAGAAAAGAACUUUCAGGAUUUAAAACCUGAUGAUAUUAUAAUUAUCCUAGUUUGUGGUGGGUCAGGUAUAAAUGAUGAAAUUAUAGAUUUUUAUAGACAAUUGGUAGCAUCAUAA
This is a messenger RNA of Insectozyma verbasci, 996 nucleotides long. The record is from the annotation of a GenBank genome assembly. NCBI's taxonomy places the organism in Eukaryota, Fungi, Ascomycota, Pichiomycetes, Serinales, Debaryomycetaceae.